Ochlerotatus camptorhynchus is the source of this 2090-nucleotide messenger RNA. Its product is annotated as protein lap4-like. NCBI's taxonomy places the organism in Eukaryota, Metazoa, Arthropoda, Insecta, Diptera, Culicidae. The record is from RefSeq and is a predicted model, not a curated record. Gene Ontology annotation, cellular component: plasma membrane. The transcript has 2 exons. The coding region runs from base 60 to 1424 and encodes 454 amino acids. Gene Ontology annotation, molecular function: protein binding.
CACAAAAUACAUCUCCUCAUUUAGUUAUUCGUUAUCAAUCAGACCGUACAGAUCUAAAAAUGAACGUCGUCUUCUGGUGCCUUAUCACCGUGACCUGCUCUCCGCUGAUCGCAAACCACCUAGUCCAAGCCACUGCCGGAACCAGUAUCACAACCGCUCCAAGGUGUCUUCGAGAGGAUUCUAAAAAAUGCGUCAUCGUAUCAUUUUCCCUUUUGGAUCCACCCCAGGAAGUCAUACUUCCCACAUUGAAGGGAAAAAGUACUCUCCAAAUCAAGCGAGGCAAACUGGAUGCUUUCUCUGAAAAGCUUGCCAAUCAGCUGGGGACUGUUGAAAAACUUCAACUUGGGCCGCUAGAACUGAAGAAGAUUUUCCUGAACCCACAACUACUUGAGCUGACCGCAGGAGGGAACCAAAUCCAUAAAGUCGAGUUCCCAACUGUAGACUCCCGGUUCAAACUGCAGGUACUGGAUCUGAGUUCGAACCAACUGAAUGAUCUGACUGGUUUUGAAAAAUUGUUGAAUUUGCGCGAAUUGCAUCUCGAAGACAACGCCAUUCAAAGUGUCGAUUUGCAUGUGUUCAAAAGCAUGAAAAAGUUGGAAAAGUUGUUCCUUGAUCGGAACCAAAUCACCACUGUGAAAGCCACUGAGCGAUUUGAAUUACCAGUUUUGGAAUAUCUCUCUAUAUCUGGAAAUCAGAUUGAAAAAUUGGACGUUACCAAUUGGCAGUUGGAUUCUCUUACGCAGUGGGACGUGAGUACAAACAAGUUGAUUAAAAUCGACGGAAAAUUGGAAGAACGGUUUCCCAGUUUGCAAACGAUCUCUGUGGCCAAAAAUGAAUGGCACUGUAUGUGGUUGGAGGACACGUUGCAACGGUUUAGCGAAAGCUUCAUAAUGGUUCAAGAUCGAGAUGAGGACUGUGAGGGAAUUUCCCCGGCUAACAUCUGUUGUGUUCCGGAGCACAACAUCGAUCCCGCCAACGACGGAAGACUGAACGAAUUGAAGAACCUAGAAAACACACAGGAAGAUUUCCGGGCGACUUACGAAAGUCAACUUGGAAAAUUGAAAAGCGAUAACGAUAGCAAACUGAAAGCCCUGGAAAGUCGAUUGAAGAAGUUGAAGGAGUUAGAGAAGAAGAAGAACGAGGAUCCUGCAGCAGGCGAUAGCAACCCAAUGAAGUCCAAGUUUGAGUCUUUAAAGCAGGCUUUUCAGAAUACUGAAUCGUUAUUGGAGCAGGAAAGGCAAUUGUGGUCGAAGAAACAGAAGGAAAACGAUGUAGCUCAGCGUAAGCUUUGGCACACGAUUUUGGAGUUGAAGCGAUCGCGAGAGCCUUACAUUAAGCAUAUUGCAGAGUUGCAGGCGCAAUUUCAAGGUCUACGAGAUCUUGUUCGCAAUAAGCUGGAGAUGCGUGAUACGCUGAAGGGUUAGGAGUUUUUGUUUCAAGAUAAACUUUGAAUUGUCUUUCAGUGACUUGUUUGAUUAAAUAAAAGAGAAGCAUAGAGAAGUAAAGCACGAUAUUGUAUGCACCAUUGAAUUUAAGAAAAUAGUCAUUAGACAACUGGAAAACGAUUCUAAAAAACAUACCAAUAUCCAUCAUAUAGGUACGGGGAAAUCACUUUCGAAAGGACCGAUACGUUAGAUACAGGGACGGAUUUGAAGGGGGAGGCAUAGGGGGCAAUUGAAAAUGUUUGUUUUUAUCCUUGAUUUCUUUUCCGUCGAUCUUGUUGCUACCGACGCCAGAGAGGACUGCCAGGACUGAGUUGGGGUAAAACAACUUUCAGCAAAUUAGUGAUUAAUUGCAAAUUAUGGUCAUUGAGGACAUCGAGAACAUUUGAAUGGCUGAGUUCUUUUUGUUUGCUGAACAUCCAUCGAAAGUAAUGUUCCUAACCCUUUGUCUGCACCUCUAAAAUAAAGCUAAGUUCAUUGCGAAAAUACUUCAAUACCUAAUACCCGUUUUACAUAAAAUUCGAAACAUGUCUCAAACUAAGAGGGCAUGUGAAGAAGACUUCAGCAUGUCAGAGAAAAAAUCGUUUUGAUGAAUUAUCAAGAUUGCAAAAAUUGCCUGGGGUCACAUUGAUCCCAAGAUACAGUCAA